AUGGCCUCCUUUGUUUCUUCCGUCACUUUCAGUUUUGGUUCGGAUGCGCGGGUGACUCUCCCUGAGUCCCUGCUUGCCAGUCCGCCAGCUGGAGGGAUCACUUUUGAUUCCUUCACGGACUCGGCCUUCGUCACUGUUGGCGGGCCGACCCCGGCAGAGGCUGCUCCUGUGCGCCCUGUGGCUAAGCAACCAGUGCCUAGGCCACUCACCAUUCCACCAGUUCAUCCUGCGGUCAGGCGUCCAGUGCCUACUACUCUUAUUGCGCAGGUUUCUCUGGCCCCUCAGCGCCGGCAGCCUGCUGCAGUUGUUCCACCCGUUCGUCCAGUGGUUAGGCGACCCGUGCCUGUCGCUCCUAUUGUACAGGUUACUCUAGCCCCUCAGUGCUGGCAACCAGCUGCAGUUUUUCCCCCCAUCUGUCCAGCGGUUAGGCAACCCGUACCUGCCGCUUGUGUUGCACAGGUUGCUCUAGCUCCCCAAUGUCGGCAGCCUAUCAUUGUUGUUACUCCCGUUGUUCCGGUGGAAGUACCUCGAGUUCAUGUUCCCCCUCCCACUUCCACUAGGAAGAGGGGUUCCCAGACUGAGGUGCCUUCGCCCUCUUCUGGUCGGAUUUUUGUUUUUGUUCGGCUCUCUCACCCUGAGACCGCCGGGCAGACCCCGACACUUCUAGUUGUCCCUGUUCCCCCUGCCACCUAG
Messenger RNA from Dendrobium catenatum, 693 nucleotides. Its product is annotated as gibberellin-regulated protein 14-like. NCBI's taxonomy places the organism in Eukaryota, Viridiplantae, Streptophyta, Magnoliopsida, Asparagales, Orchidaceae. The transcript is spliced from 3 exons. The coding region runs from base 1 to 693 and encodes 230 amino acids. The record is from RefSeq and is a predicted model, not a curated record.